AUGGCAUCCAUUCACCGCAACCAUCACUCGCAGUCCCACCAACACCACCACUCGCCGCCCCAUAUUGAACGGCAAGAACACGAUGAAGUCACCACCCUCCCCUCCGACCCUCUUUUAGGUGAACCCCACGAGUACACAAUCACCGCCUUUGGUCCUCCGCCUGACGCGGCGGAACCAAAUCAGUCGCCAACACCCUUGCCUCCGCCGUCCUCCGGCAUCAUGCCACUUUUGAAGGAAGAGCCGGCAGACUUAGAGAGGUCCCUCGCAGUGACACCAUCGCCUCCGCCACCGACGGGUGCGUUGGUGGCGGCGCCACCUAAGAGGUCCACCAAGGAUCGCCACACCAAAGUUGAGGGCCGUGGUAGGAGAAUCCGCAUGCCAGCGGCUUGCGCUGCCAGAAUCUUCCAACUGACGCGAGAGCUAGGCCACAAGUCCGACGGAGAGACAAUCCGCUGGCUUCUUGAACGGGCUGAGCCCGCCAUAAUCGAAGCCACCGGCACCGGAACCGUUCCGGCCAUCGCAGUCUCCGUCAACGGCACGCUAAAAAUCCCUACGACACCCAGCACCGCUUCCACCUCCCCAGAAGCUGCCGGAGAUGAAGCUAGAAAGCGACGUAAAAGGCCUCAAAGCAGUGAGUUUUAUGAUGUCUCUGAUUCCUCCAAUCUUGCCCCUGUGGCACCCAUUGCACCGCAAGGGCUUGUUCCGGUAUUCCCAACCGGCACAUUUUUCAUGAUCCCGCCUACGGGUGGCACCGCAACCAUCACGGCUGCUGGGCCGUCAAACCAACCCCAGUUUUGGGCCAUACCUGCCACAGCAACACCGGUUUUCAACAUUUCUGGGAGGCCCAUCUCGAAUUUCGUUUCGGCAAUUCAAGCGGGAAUGAACAUGAGUUUCAGUACUAGCACCACCACCACCACCACCACCACCACUAAUCCAACCGCCGUAGUUGGUGGUGCGGUUGCAUCUACUGAUAACACUGAAAGCGGUGAAAACUCUGGUGGAAAGAUUUCAAUUUCAACAACAAUGGCACCAAGUUCAAGCUCUGUAACGAGUAAAACCACAGUAGCAACUGGUACGCAAAUGCUUAGGGACUUUUCGCUGGAGAUUUAUGACAAAAAGGAGCUUCAGUUUAUGGCCGGUUCAGAAUCUGGAAAUCAUGAACAGACCCCAUCUUCUAAACCUUGA
Molecule: messenger RNA, 1185 nt
Organism: Fraxinus pennsylvanica
Lineage: Eukaryota; Viridiplantae; Streptophyta; Magnoliopsida; Lamiales; Oleaceae
Source: the annotation of a GenBank genome assembly